AUGUAUUUUCGAUUGUUAUCCGAAGCGAUCAUUGCUCUAAAUCAUAAACAAUCAACAAAAGAUGAGUUCAUUUCACUCUGCAACUCUCAAUACUCCGAUAAUCAAUGUGAACUUGACAAAAUCGACGAAUUUCAUCGUAGAUAUUCGAAAGAAUAUGCCAUUCGAUGGUACACACGUGAUUCGUUUCUCUUUCGAAUACUCAACAAUGCACUCCGAACACAAAGCAUCGAUGUUUUGUACAAACUCGGAUUCUUCAUCACUGAUCUUCAUCAUCAGUUGAAAGAUUUACACAGGAAACAACUGAAUGUCUUGUCCUUACCUUCGGUUGUUUAUCGUGGACAAUUCAUGAACAAAGAUGAAUUUGAUUAUAGAAUCAAAAAUAAUAUUGGUGGAUUUCUGUCGAUCAACAGUUUCUUUUCAACAAGCACGAAGAGAGAUGUCGCCCCGAUGUUUACUGGAAACUCGUCAUCAACUGAUGUGAACAUCGAAUCGAUCGUCUUCGAGAUAAAGAUUGAGAUUGAGAAAUGUCGUCAACCAUUUGCUGAUAUUCGAUCGUUAAGUUAUAUGGAAGAAGAAGAUGAGAUACUGUUUUCAGUAGCUACGGUUUUCCGUGUUGAAUCAGUUGGGAGAUCGGAUGUGGAAGGAGUGUGGUUGGUUCGGUUGAUAAUGAAUGGUGAAGAAGAUGAAGAACUACUUAUAUUGUCGAAGAAUAUCAAAGAUGAAAUUGGUGAAUUAGAUAAUUUGAAUACAUUCUGUGCUUUGUUAAUGAAGAUGGGAGAACUUGGAAAAGCUGAAGAAUAUUGUUUAAUGCUAAUCAAAGAUACACCAGGUGACAGUUCAUCGAUGGCUAGAUAUUAUUCAAAUCUAUCAAUGAUAUACAAUGAACAAAUGGAUUAUGACAAAGGAUUAUACUAUGCUAAAAAGGCUCUGCAAACAGGCACACUCGAUUUUCUACUGUUAGCAACUGUUUACACAAAUAUGGGUCAUUCGUAUGCUUAUCAAAAUAACGCCAAAGCAGCAAUCAGUUGCCUUCACGAAGCGAUUAAGAUUCAGCAAAAUAUUCUUCAUUCCGAUAAUCUGAAACUGAUUCCAGCAUAUGUAAAUUUGAGCUUAGCGUAUGAGAAAGAGAAACAAUUUCCAGAAGCAAUUGAAUAUCUUCAAACAGUCAUUGACAUGCUCCGACAAUCGUCAUUGAUCGAUCAUCCGGCACUUGCAAUGGCUUAUACUCAUCUUGGAUUCAUUCAUGAAACACAACGCAAAUACGAGGUAGCAUUGACGUACUUCAAUAAAUGCCUCAAUAUCCAACAAAGAACACUUCCAUCACAACACUACCAUCUAGCAUAUACGUAUAUUCAGCUUGGAUUAGUCUAUAUAAAACAAUCAAAUUAUGCAGAAGCAUACAAUGCAUGUCAACUAGCAUUGAAGAUAGUUGAUACAUCUUCAGAAUAUCCAUAUGUUGUCAUGCUAAUGUAUAUAUUAGGUCAAUAUCAUUUUCACAACGAUAAUGUGGUCGAUGCAAUAGUCUGGUUUGAAAAAGCAUUGAGUAUUAAAAGGCACUCGUCAUUUUAUAAUAAUGAACUUUUCUUACAGAUUUAUAGAAGUUUGAGUGUUUUAUAUUUUGGUCAAAAAGUAUGGAAGAAAGCGCUAGAUCACAAUGAGAAAGCCAUCGCUAUCGCAAUUACAUAUGGCCAUCAUGAUCUUCCGCUGUUUUAUAUCACAUCUACAAUGUGUUAUGGUGCUUUGGGUGAUUUUGAAUCAGCUUUUAAAUAUUCUAAGUUGGCAACCAAUAUUGCUCACAAAAUCUUACCACCAGACCAUCCUCACAUUCAAAUGGCUGAAGAGCAGAAAUUUAACUUUGGUAUCUUUUAUAGAAAAAAACUCGAAAAUGAAUCCAGAAAAUUCAUGCAUUGA
Messenger RNA from Adineta ricciae, 1911 nucleotides. The record is from the annotation of a GenBank genome assembly. NCBI's taxonomy places the organism in Eukaryota, Metazoa, Rotifera, Eurotatoria, Adinetida, Adinetidae.